Anneissia japonica is the source of this 3665-nucleotide messenger RNA. RefSeq names its product Down syndrome cell adhesion molecule-like protein 1 homolog. Lineage: Eukaryota; Metazoa; Echinodermata; Crinoidea; Comatulida; Comatulidae. The record is from RefSeq and is a predicted model, not a curated record. The coding region runs from base 37 to 1860 and encodes 607 amino acids. The transcript is spliced from 14 exons.
AGGUUUUAUUAGAAAAAAAAUUGACAGUGACUUAUAAUGGCAAUAAAAUUAACUUGGUAUUUCAUCAUAAGUAUUACAGUUUUUUUCAGCAAAUGCUCUGCUGUGAUUGUAAUUGUUGAUGACAUUGUAAGUGUAGCUGAAGGCAAUGAAACCAGAAUAAUGUGCAACAUGACGCGAAGUAGUUCAAGUAGUGUAGGUAUUCCUACCGUAACCUGGUAUAAUGUCACCAAUGGAGUUAGUGAUACAAUAGCACAAUCUCAAGGUGGAGUUGGAUUGGUACGUUCUUCAUACAUCGACAGAUUCAGUGUUGAUGGAGACACAACACUAGUAAUUGCUAACACCAGCCGAAGUGACAACGGCACGUAUCAGUGUAGUGUAUCUAUAUUUGACGAUCCCCCUUCACCUGCAUCUGAUGACUUCAUUUUGAGUGUUGUAUAUUUAGAUGAUGUCGUGAUUAACAUCAAUUCUAAUACUUCUGCUGAAAAUGUUACAAUCACAUGUUCUGCAAAUGGCAGUCCACCUCCCAUAAUUAUUCUCAUUAAGGAUGAUGAUGUUAUCAAGACAGAAAAUAAUGCAGUUCUGACUUAUGAGAUAGAUAAUGUAACACAGAGUGAUAGAGGAAGCUACAAAUGUACAGCAUCUGACAGUGUUGGCUCCAAACAUAGUAGAACAAUAGUACUCAAUUACUUUAAACCUGAAGUGACCUUAGAUAAAGAAGUCACUAUUGCUCCUGGUGGGAGUAAAACUAUUACAGCAAGAGUUUCUGCUAAUCCUAAUGACAUCACUUAUAAAUGGACCAUUGAUCCUGAGAAUAAUGAUAUCAUAAUCUCCAAUGAUGAUGUUACAGACACAGACCCUUUCUCUUCAACAAUCACAAUAAUGGCAUCAGAAUCAGCUGAAGACAGCACAGAGUAUACAGUAACAGUAGAAGUUACUAAUAACAUUGGAUCAGCAACACAGCAAGCCAACAUAAAUGUCAAUGAUCCAUGUACUGUUGAACCCUGUGAAAAUGGUGGUACUUGUAAUAUUGUUAACGAAGGCUACAAUUGUAGUUGUACUGAUGAUUUUCUUGGAUUCAAUUGUUCAUUCUGCAUUCAUGAGGUUGGCUGUGACUUGAAUAAGGAGGACAAUUUAACUAUUUAUGAGAAUGGCACAUGUGGAUGUACCUGUGGAGAAGGUAGAUACAUUUGUGACACCAAUAAUCAUUGUGAAAAUCCAUGUGCUGACAAGCCCUGUCAAAAUGGUGCCACUUGUUUAGUUGUUGGGGGAGGCUACAAUUGUAGUUGUACCAAGGAUUUCAGUGGACUAAAUUGCUCAAAACCUACUACUAUUAUGACUACUACUACUAAAAUUGAAUCUACUACAAAGGACUGUGGUUGUGAAAAUGGUGGAACAUGUGCAGAUGGUAAAUGCAUUUGUCCGAAAGGCUUUAAAGGUCCUAAAUGCGAAGAAAAAGAUACAAACGUUAUAGUUAUAAUGUUUGCCACUUUAGGAGGCUGUGUUGUUCUUGUAGGAAUUAGUUUUGGUGGUCAUCAUGUCUACAAAUCAAAGAAUUCAAAAAAACCGUCAAAUGACCCAACAUCAGACCCUGUUGUCCCACAAGGUGACGUUGAAAUGAAACAACCAGAUUCAAAUUCAGACUUAAAGAGAUAUGCAGCAAGUGGUGGACAUUUGUACACACAGGUUAGCUUCGAGGAUAAAAAGAAAAAACCCGAUAGUGACAACGGAUCUAAUAAGCCUACAGCCGUUGACACUUACAUGGACUACGUACCAGCUGGCAAUGAAAACCGAAUUUACCAAGAUCUACAACAUAGAGAAGAAGAAACAGCUUAUGUUAAUGCGAUGCCGAGAAAGAAAUAAGAGUAGAGAGAGCAGUAGCUAGUUGGAGUAAAUGCUUGUUACCUGUGCAAGGGUCAUUAUAAUCCCAGCAAAAUUUAUCACUGAUGAUUACACAGCCACGAAUCCAAGAAUUGUUUUAAGCUCUGUCCAGAUUAUGAUUUUUUUUUUUUUACAAAAUAUGUAUCAGAGAAGCCAAGCAAUCUUAUUAUCGCACUUCCCUAAUGAAUCUAAAGUCUAACAAUAUGGCAAAAUUGCAUAAGGGAAUGAAACAGCUCUGUAACAUGAAAAAACAGGCGACCUUUAGUAUACCUGGGCACUCCGGCAAAGAUAUUGCGGAGAACAUUAACACUUUAGAUAUUAAAACUUUGCCUGCCUAUUUGCCAGCAAGUGAGGAUCCUCCACAUAUAUUUGUCGGGCAAGUGAAAGCUUUGCUUGGCAAGUUAGCUUUUUAAUUGUGCCCUUAAAGCAGGUAUAUUCCCUAGCUUCUGGAAAAAGGCCAUUCCAGUUUCUAAAGUUAAGAGUGUCAAAUCAUAUAAUGACCUUAGACCAAUAUCCCUCACACUUAUACUUGCUAGAGUCUCUGAAUCUUUUUUAGUUAAAUGGAUUGUGGAGGAUAUUAAUGUUAGUUUAGAUUCUAAACAAUUUGGAAGUAGGAAGAAAUCAUCGACAUUCCAUUACCUUAUAAGCCUAAUUGACACAGUCCUUAAAGAUCUUGAGUGUGGUGGAACCUAUGUAGACUUGCCACAAGUCUCUAAUUUAUGGAUUUUUCGUAGUACAUUAGCGCAUUUCGGAAAGCGCCACCAGCGUCAGUUUAUGUUGAGAAACUUUUUUGAUGAGAAUUAAUCCCAGAAAAAGUAUACUAUGGAACGCCAUGCAAAUAAGUAUUAUGGAACGCCAUUUGUGCCAAAAUCGAUUUAUUCUUAAGCAUUUCAACUGAUUAAGACAAAGAUUAGGGACUGGAACCCAGUCUAGAACCUAUGUUAAUCUGUGUGCAAUUGAUUUUACUAAGGCCUUUGACCUUGUAGACCAUUCCAUUCUUUAAGAAGUUAAUCGACAUCGGGGUGAGGUCGUCUAUAAUUCCUACCAUCUGCAGCUUCCUCACCGAUCGUACCAUGAAUACCGAGCAUACUGGAUGUAUAUCUGUACUUCUAGUAAGGUUACUUGUUGCGUCCCGCAAGGGACAAAGCUAGGCCCUGUGUUAUUCUUGGUGCUCAUUAAUGAUGCAUAUGUCGGAAGCUGCAGAAGGUGGAAAUACGUAGACGACCUCAACCUGGGAGAGGUUGCUAAUAAAGGAGCAAGACCUUCAAUGCAGGAGAUGCUUAAUGAUUGGUGCAAUGAGAACAACAUGACUCCAAAGCCUUCUAAGUGUCAUAUAAUGACUGUAAAUUUUUUGAAAGAAGUCAGUGUUAAUGUAGAUUCCCCCAUUUUCAAUUUAAAUAGCACAAACAUUGAUGUAGUGGAGCAUAUGAAAUUGCUUGGUGUCAUAAUCCAAUGUAAUUUGAAGUGGGACCUUAACACCCAAGAUAUUGUCUCACUGGCAUCAAGAAAACUGUUUGUUCUGUGUAUACUAAAGAAAGCAAACGUUGUUCUUGAUGACCUACUCACUGUUUAUGCUUCCUACAUUAGGCCCAUCUUGGAAUACGCUUGCCAAGUAUGGCAUGGUGCUAUUACCAAUAAAAUGGCCAAUAGCAUUGACACCAUCCAGAAAAGAGCAUGUCGCAUAAUGUUAGGUGCUGCCUACAUUACUUAUGACAAUGCCCUAGAGGUACGGAUUUACCAUCACUUCUUGCGGCAAGGAGAGAAACCCUUGUUUUGUCUUUUGGCAG